AUGUUCGCCCUCCGUCGCGCCCCCACCUCUCCUUCGAACCGCCGCCUCCUGAGCACGCUUGCAGUGCUCGAGCACCGCGGCGGGCAGAUAUCAGCGUCGUCGUUACCAGCGCUCACCGCGGCGAGCAAGCUCGGCGGCCCCGUGACCGCAUUCGUCGCCGGGACGGACUCGGCCGCGAUCGCGGCGCUGGCGGCGAAGCUCACGGGGGUGCAGAAGGUCCUCCACGUCGAGAACGCGAAGUACGAUAAGGGAAUGCCGGAGAACUUUGCGCCGCUGCUGGUGGCCAAUGUGAAGGCGGGCGGGUUCACGCACGUGGUCGGCGCGCACUCGGCGUUCGGAAAGAAUAUUCUCCCGCGCGUCGCCGCGCUGCUGGACGUGCAGGCGGUUUCGGAUAUCACGGGGAUCGUGGACGCGAACACGUUCGUGCGCCCCAUCUACGCCGGUAACGCUAUCGCUACCGUCAAGUCCGCACAGGCGGUCAACGUGAUCACCGUGCGGGGGACGGCGUUCCCGGCUGCGACGGAAGAGGGAGCCUCGGCGGCGGAGGUUGCGAAAGCGCCCGAGGACCCGGAUACGGAAAUGCUCACGGAGUGGGUCGGGGAAAAUCUGGCGACAAGUGAGAGGCCGGAUUUGAGCACCGCCACGAAGGUCGUCUCCGGUGGACGCGGGCUGAAGGAUCGCGAGAACUUUGAGAAGUACAUGCAGCCCCUGGCCGAUGCCCUGGGUGCCGCGAUUGGUGCUAGUCGGGCUGCUGUCGAUGCGGGCUUUGCGGAUAAUAGCUUGCAGGUGGGCCAGACAGGAAAGGUUGUGGCGCCCCAGCUGUACAUGGCUGUCGGCAUCAGCGGGGCUAUUCAGCAUUUGGCGGGAAUGAAGGAUAGCAAGGUCAUUGCGGCGAUCAAUAAGGAUGCCGAUGCGCCUAUCUUCCAGGUGGCGGAUGUGGGAUUGGUUGCAGACCUGUUCCAGGCGGUGCCCGAGCUGACGGAGAAGCUGAAGGAGUAG
Messenger RNA from Tricharina praecox, 999 nucleotides. RefSeq lists its product as uncharacterized. Bases 1 to 999 code for a protein of 332 amino acids. Gene Ontology annotation, cellular component: mitochondrion. Lineage: Eukaryota; Fungi; Ascomycota; Pezizomycetes; Pezizales; Pyronemataceae. Gene Ontology annotation, molecular function: flavin adenine dinucleotide binding; electron transfer activity. The transcript is spliced from 2 exons. The record is from RefSeq and is a predicted model, not a curated record.